Messenger RNA from Teleopsis dalmanni, 705 nucleotides. RefSeq lists its product as uncharacterized. The record is from RefSeq and is a predicted model, not a curated record. NCBI's taxonomy places the organism in Eukaryota, Metazoa, Arthropoda, Insecta, Diptera, Diopsidae. Bases 52 to 489 code for a protein of 145 amino acids. The transcript is spliced from 3 exons.
GAAAAAUAACGAAGAAAUAAUAAGAAUGGUUAAAUCAAAUACACGUAAACUAUGGACCACAAAGGAAACGAAGUGUUUUCUAGAGUGCUACUUGGCACGAAAGGAAGAGUUUAUGGAAACCAGAAAAAAAAAAGACUUGGAUAUCAACAUGUACUUGAGGACAUGAUAGCACAUGGAAUUGCAGAUGACUUUACUCCAGUCUGCUUAGAAAGAAAAAUGCGCACACUUCUAAGUGCAUUUAAAGCAGCCAAAGAUAACAACAGACGGACUGGUGCAUCGCAAUGCUUACCACCCUACAUGGAGUUGAUGAACGAAAUAUUUGGUGAUAAACCAAUUAUUUCAAAUAAUCACACUGCGACGUUAGGGUUUGACAGCUAUGUUGAAGACAUAGAGGUGCUGGAAGAGUUGGAAAUAAACAUUGUGCAAACGCACGCUGAGCUAUCGCCAACGCAAGAAGCACCAACGGAAGAAUCGCCAACGCAAGAAUAACCAACGGAAGAAUCGCCAACGCAGGAAUCUCCAACGCAGGAAUCGCCGACGCAAGAAUCAUCAACGCAGGAAUUGCAAAUGCAGGAAUUGCCACAACCUUCAAAAUUUAACCGCAAAAGAAAAUCUGUGCGUCAAGAAUAUUAUGAUAACAAAUUAUUUGUUAAGAAAAGAAUAGAGGAAGAGAAAUUAAAAUUUUUUAAAGAAACUAUGAAUGAA